AUGCUAGGAAACAAGGAAACUUGGUGGUGGGAUGAGGACGUUCAAAAAAUCAUAGAAAGUAAAAAAAAGCAAUUCAAAGUAUGGCAGAAGAGUAAAAGGAGAGAAAACCGAAUGGAGUAUAAACGCUUGUGCAAAGAAGCCAAGUGUGCAAACAAAAACGCUAUGUCACGUAGAACAGUUUUACAUACAGUACAAAUACCUGAAAGAAGUGACUGUAGCUCGGCAUCAGAUGAUGAAGAUUUAUAUCAACCAAAAAAUAUAUUAGUGUAUGAUUCUGACAGUGAGGUAAGUGAAGUCAAUGAUGACAUACUCGUAAUACCCGAUUCUGAUGAAGAACCUGAUGAUUAUGAUGAUAUUCCACUUGAUGUUAGAUUGAAAAACUCACUCAUUUCAUUUAUUGUUGAACAAUCUAAUAUAUAUGCCAGUCAAGUACGUCCAAAUAAACCAGCCAAUAUCAGUAUAAAGGAAAUGGAACAGUUUAUUGGGAUAUGCCUUAAAAUGUCUAUUGUACACUUACCCUCUACUAGACAUUAUUGGGGCGAACUGGGCAUUCCAUCAAUAUAUAAUGUGAUGCCUCUCAAUAGAUUCGAAGAAAUAAAGAGAUUUCUCCAUUUUAAUGAUAAUUUGAAUUUGCCAAACAAUACUAACAAUAAUUAUGAUAAAUUGUUUAAAGUCCGUCCCCUUAUUGAUGCAGUUAGAACUAUAUGUACCUCUAUUCCAAAAGAAGAGUACCUUGCGGUGGACGAGCAAAUCAUACCCACUAAAUCCAGAUCAUCUCUCAAACAAUACAACCCUAAAAAACCCCAUAAAUGGGGCUAUAAAGUAUUUGUGUUAAGUGGUUUAUCUGGAUUUAGCUAUGAUUUUGAAAUUUUUGCUGGUGCUCAAACUAAUAUUAUGCCUGAUAACUUGCCUUCAUUCUCAGUAAGUAGCAAUAUGGUUGUAAAAAUGGCUGCAUCAAUACCAAGAAAUUGCAAUUACAAGAUAUUUUUUGACAACUGGUUUACAAGUAUAGACUUACUAAUUUAUUUGGAGAAAGAAGGUAUUCUUCCCCUAGGAACUGCUAGAUUAAAUCGCUUAACUGGAUUAAAUAUGCCAAGUGAAAAAGAUUUUAAAAAAAAAGGUAGAGGCACUUUCUGUGAGAAACUUACAACAAUUAAUGAUGUAACAUUAUCAGCAGUUUCGUGGUACGAUAACAAAUUAGUGAACAUGGUGUCCACUUAUGUUGGAAGUCAGCCAAUUGGGGAAAAAAAAAUAUUUUUUAGAAGUGAAAAAAAAUACAAAAUGGUACCGUGCCCCAAGGCAAUUGAUACAUAUAACUCUUAUAUGGGGGGAGUCGAUUCAAUGCUAGGCUACUACAGAAUAAGUAUCAAGUCCAAAAAAUAUUAUAUCAAAAUAUUUUUCCAUGUUUUGGAUUUGUGUGUGGUGAAUGCAUGGCUGCUAUAUCGUCGAGUUCAUACCGAUAACUCUUAUUUACCACUAGUAGACUUCAAACUCUUAGUAUCGGAAGUUUUAUGUGAAAAACAAAAAGUAUCACCGAAAAGGAGAGGGAGACCAACUUUAGAAGAAAACACAACUGAGUAUAUGUAUAAUGAAAAAAAACGGAGGAGAGGUCCUUGCAAGGAAAUUCCUGAACAAGAAGUAAGACUGGAUGGGUAUGAUCAUUAUCCUAUUCAUACCAACAAUCGUAUAAGAUCUGCAUAUGUCCCAUAUAUGGCACAUAAUAGUGCUGUAUACUCUAACGCAUAA
Molecule: messenger RNA, 1746 nt
Organism: Daktulosphaira vitifoliae (grape phylloxera)
Lineage: Eukaryota; Metazoa; Arthropoda; Insecta; Hemiptera; Phylloxeridae
Product: piggyBac transposable element-derived protein 3-like
Exons: 4
Coding region: 1-1746 (581 amino acids)
Source: RefSeq, a predicted model, not a curated record